UCAACGUCACAAUAAUGCGUGGCUAGACUACCAUGCCUCCUGCUGUCUGCUGCGACAACAAGUGGGUUCCAAUCUGACGGUGAUUGUGUCUCUUUUCAUUCUCAUCACUCAUCUCUUUAUGUUACUCUUUUCGUGAUAAACUCGUAAUUUCAGAAAAAAAAGAGAGGAAUCGAUAGUACUCUGUAACUAUUCCCUUAUAUGAGAUCUAUAGUUUAACCUAAUCCUAAAGGCAUCAUCCCUCAAGGUUUAUAUAACAAUAAUGAUGCUUCCAGUGAUCGUUGCAAUCGUUGUCUGCCUUGCAAGCUACAUUUACCGAUCAUUGAAGCCUCCACCGCCGCGAGUCUGCGGCGUUCCUCACGGUCCUCCGAUUACUUCUCCGAGAAUCAAGCUCAGUGAUGGAAGAUAUCUUGCUUAUAGAGAAUCUGGCGUUGAUAGAGCCAGUGCUAAUCACAAGAUCAUCGUUGUUCAUGGAUUUAACAACUCCAAAGACAUGGAACUUCCCAUCUCUAAGGAUCUUGUUGAGGAACUAGGGAUAUGUUUUCUGUUUUUCGAUAGAGCAGGGUAUGGAGAAAGUGAUCCACACCCUUCACGAACGGUCAAAAGCGAAGCAUAUGACAUUCAAGAACUCGCUGAUAAACUCAACAUCGGACCAAAGUUCUAUGUUAUAGGGUUAUCAGUCGGUGCUUACUCGGUUUAUAGCUGCCUCAAAUAUAUUCCCCACAGAUUAGCUGGAGCAGUCUUAGUGGUUCCAUUUGUCAGCUAUUGGUGGACUAAAGUGCCUCAGGACAUCUUGUGUAAAGCGUUCAAGCUAUUGCCCGAAGAUGUCCGGUGGACGUUUAGAGUGGCUCAUUAUGUUCCUUGGCUCUUGUAUUGGUGGUUGACUCAAAAAUGGUUUCCGUCUUCUAGUAUAAUCUCUGGGAACAGUGCGUUACUGAGCGAUACAGAUUUGGUCAUCAUAAAGAAGAUGUUGGAGAAUCCGAAUCCCCAAACGGAAAAAGUCCGGCAACAGGGAGACCAUGAAUGUCUUCACCGAGACAUGAUCGCUGGAUUCGCGACAUGGGAGUUCGACCCGACUGAAUUGGAAAACCCGUUUACUGAAGGUGGAGGAUCAGUCCACAUGUGGCAAGGUACCGAAGACAGAUUUGUUCCACGCGAAAUUAAUGAAUACAUAUCAAAGAAGCUUCCAUGGAUUAAGUACCACGAAGUCCAAGGCUAUGGUCAUCUUCUAAGCGAGGAGGAGCAGAAAUGUGAAGACAUUAUUAAGGCGCUUCUUGUCGAGUGAUGAUCAUCUAUCAACGCAUGCUACUUACACUAAAAAAAUGUUGAAGGUCGCAUUUAAACUUUUAGUAAAAGCAUUCAUUUGAUGAGUAAGAAAAUAUAUUAUUGUUGUAAGUUUUUGACAAAGGAGAACCACUUAAACGUCGUAUAAAGUUAUAAACUUAGGGUUAUAUAA
This is a messenger RNA of Brassica napus (rape), 1453 nucleotides long. RefSeq lists its product as uncharacterized. Bases 260 to 1282 code for a protein of 340 amino acids. NCBI's taxonomy places the organism in Eukaryota, Viridiplantae, Streptophyta, Magnoliopsida, Brassicales, Brassicaceae. The record is from RefSeq and is a predicted model, not a curated record. The transcript is spliced from 5 exons.